AGAUCGUAGUAAUUACGCCUCCCUUCUCACAGCUUUAUCAACUGGAAAGAUGUCUUCAGUCCGCCCCUUGUUCGUAGUCGCAGGUAUCGGCAAUGGCAGCGGGACCGGAGCUGCAACGGCCCGUCUCUUCGCCAAAUCUGGCUACAGAGUCGCUCUCAUCUCCCGAGGACCAGAGCACCUCAACAAACUCGCUACAGAGCUCAACCAAUCAGGCGGAGAGGCCGCAACCUUCCCCAUCAAAGAUUACACCCCCGCAUCCAUCCAGUCUGCAUUCGCUUCCCUCAAGUCUCACUGGCCCUCCUCACCUCUCCGCGUCGCAGUCUUUAAUGCGGGCUACGGCGUCUGGAAGCCAUUCCUUGACAUCACAGAAGACGAAGUGCGUGAGUCGAUCGACACUAAUAUAGUGGCGGCAUUUGCCUUUGCACGCGCGACCCUUCUCGAGUUUACGAAGCUUGAGUUGGAGACUGCGAGCGAGGGCGGAAUUGCUGGUGAUGCUCGCAAAAGGGGUACCCUAAUAUUCACCGGCGCGACGGCUUCUACCAGAGGCAACACCCUGACCUCUGCGUUUUCUGCGAGCAAGUUUGGUAUAAGGGCUUUGUCACAAAGCUUAGCCAAGGAGUUCGGCAAGCAGAAUAUCCAUGUUGCUCAUAGUAUCAUCGACGGCGGUAUUCUCACUGACCGCACCAAAUCUCGGCGAGACGACCCCUCUUGGGAGGCCAACCAGGAUGUCCGGCUUGAUCCCGACGCUAUCGCAAAGUCCUAUGAGUACCUCGUCAAGCAAGAUAGCUCAGCCUGGACUUGGGAGAUCGACCUGCGUCCUGCCCACGAAAAGUGGUGA
Suillus clintonianus is the source of this 838-nucleotide messenger RNA. RefSeq lists its product as uncharacterized. The record is from RefSeq and is a predicted model, not a curated record. Bases 50 to 838 code for a protein of 262 amino acids. The transcript has 9 exons. Lineage: Eukaryota; Fungi; Basidiomycota; Agaricomycetes; Boletales; Suillaceae.